CGCGGCGGCGGCGGCGGCGUCUUAUGACCGGCGGGUGACUUUUUUUUCCCCCUUCCCAACAUGGCGGACAGCCUGCCUUCGGAGUUUGACGUGGUGGUCAUAGGAACGGGUUUGCCUGAGUCUAUUAUUGCAGCUGCGUGCUCAAGAAGUGGUCAGCGGGUUCUGCAUGUGGAUUCGAGAAAUUAUUAUGGAGGAAACUGGGCAAGUUUUAGCUUCUCGGGAUUAUUAUCCUGGAUAAAGGAGAAUCAAGAAACGCCUGGCCCAUGUGAGGAAAGCCCAGUCUGGAAGGAGCUGAUCCUAGAAAAUGAAGAAAGCAUUCCUUUGAACAAGCAGGACCAAACCAUUCAUCAUGUGGAAGAUUUCUGUUAUGUUAGCCAGAAUUCCAGUGAAGAUGUGGAAGAAGCUGGUUCACUGGCCAAACUCUCUUCCUUAGAUCCCUCUGUCUCUGGUGACGUUGUAGCCGAGGAGGUCACCACUACCCCGGAGACUGAGGAGUGUCUUCCGUCAGAGGAUCUGUCCUCGGGGUCCAAAGAUGAGAAAAAGUGCCCUGAAAAUGUUGCUGGAAGUGGUCCAGAAGGUACAGCUGACCAGGAGGGUGACAGCGUGACCCCUGAGACGGAGGAACCGUCUGACUGCGUAGCAGCCGAGCAGUUAGGACUGGACGUUGAAAAUAACACAUUAGGAACAGAAGCUGCAGUGGAACCGAAGCAAAUUACUUAUUCCCAAAUUGUUAAAGAAGGGAGGAGGUUUAAUAUUGAUUUAAUUUCUAAGUUAUUAUACUCCCGAGGAUUGUUGAUUGACCUCCUGAUUAAGUCAAAUGUUAGUCGAUACGCUGAAUUCAAAAACGUCACUCGGAUCCUUGCAUUUCGGGAAGGAAGAGUGGAGCAGGUGCCCUGUUCCAGAGCUGAUGUCUUCAACAGCAAGCAGUUGACUAUGGUGGAGAAGAGAGUGCUGAUGAGAUUCCUGACUUUUUGCCUGGACUUCGAACAACACCCUGAUGAAUAUCAAGCUCAGAAGGAGAGUAAAUUUUCAGACUAUCUGAAAACCCAGAAGUUAACUCCCAACCUGCAACACUUCAUCUUGUAUUCCAUCGCGAUGGUCUCGGAGGCCGACUGCUGCACCUUAGAUGGGUUGAAGGCGACCCAGAAAUUCCUGCAGUGCCUUGGCCGCUAUGGCAACACUCCGUUCUUGUUUCCUUUGUACGGACAAGGAGAGAUCCCACAGUGCUUUUGCCG
This is a messenger RNA of Pogona vitticeps (central bearded dragon), 1235 nucleotides long. The record is from RefSeq and is a predicted model, not a curated record. NCBI's taxonomy places the organism in Eukaryota, Metazoa, Chordata, Lepidosauria, Squamata, Agamidae.